AAAGCCUUUCGGGUUGAGGAAUUAGCGUUUUCAGCUAAUGACAUCAAUUUCUCUUUAACCUCUGUCAGUUGCACAACUGGUGUACCAUCUCUCCAAAUUUGUGCAUCAGUUUUAUUUCUUUAUCUGGGUUUUGUUUUUGGCUCCAAUUCUAAUAGCUUGGUUUUCGAGAUUUUAACCCAAAUUUAGACAACUGUAUUGCACGAUGAUAUUGAAAAAACCCAAUUACCAUCUAAUCAACAGCUAUUCCGUCCACUCAAGUUUUUAGUUGCUUUAUUUCCACCAAAGUAACAAAGCAGCAUAAUUUCAGAGGUAAUUUAAUUGAAGACAUGAAGCAUCGUCAGACCAUGCAGUCUAGAGGAGCAUGGCUGCAGACUGCAACAUCGGCUGGAACUUUCAUUCUUGGAGUACCACUAUGGAUGUGGACCAUGAUCUCGAGCUUGACAUUUGUUCCCAUUGCAUGCGCCUUAGCUAUGGCAGUUGUCACAUGGUGCACAGUGUUUUUGGACCGCUGCAUCCCUGGCGUCUCUCCUCCCUCAUCUCUCCCAGUUGAAAAACAUUGGGCCCUAACACCAUCAACAUUUCACCUGGGUCAUGCCAUUGCAGUUGUCAAUGGAUUUCUGCUCACACUUUUAUUUUAUUUUGGAGGAAGUGACUCCCCUUCUGUGUAGUCUUUUCAUUUUUAAUUUCAACUUUUGCUAACUUUGAUUUUAUUCGUUUGUUUGCGUGAUAUUUAUUCUUGAUGUUAAUUCAUAUAGUGUAAUGCCUGUUACCAAAGAGAGACCUGUUGUUACUUUGAGAGGACAAAAUAAAUAAAACAUUUUAACAGUUUA
This is a messenger RNA of Thrips palmi, 830 nucleotides long. RefSeq names its product ADP-ribosylation factor-like protein 6-interacting protein 6. Lineage: Eukaryota; Metazoa; Arthropoda; Insecta; Thysanoptera; Thripidae. The transcript has 3 exons. The record is from RefSeq and is a predicted model, not a curated record. Bases 327 to 668 code for a protein of 113 amino acids.